Molecule: messenger RNA, 1825 nt
Organism: Saccostrea echinata
Lineage: Eukaryota; Metazoa; Mollusca; Bivalvia; Ostreida; Ostreidae
Product: E3 ubiquitin-protein ligase TRIM71-like
Exons: 2
Coding region: 79-1779 (566 amino acids)
Biological process (GO): protein polyubiquitination; proteasome-mediated ubiquitin-dependent protein catabolic process
Molecular function (GO): zinc ion binding; ubiquitin protein ligase activity
Source: RefSeq, a predicted model, not a curated record
CCGAUUACCCGUGUCCAGUUCAUUUUGUGAUUGGACAAAUCAGUCUCCAGACACACUUGUCGGUCACAAAAUCUAAAGAUGGACCCCCGUACCAGUGCCCAAGACGUGAUGCGAUGUGACCUGUGUGAGACCGCUGUGGUACAGAUGCACUGUGAUACAUGUCUCGUCAAUCUGUGUACAGCUUGUGUAGGAAAACACAUGAUAUCUGAUGAAUCCAAGGACCACAAAGUUGUCAAAUUUCAGUCAAGGAAAUCCACCCCUCUCUACCCUGGAUGUACAACUCAUAACAAAGAACGAUGUAAAAUGUUCUGUAAACAAUGUGACAUUCCUGUCUGCAUCAGCUGCAUUGAAUCUAAUCGUCAUUUAGGUCAUGAAUUAUCUAAAAUCUUGCGAGUUCUGGAUGAAAAGAAGGACAUUUUUAUAAAAGAACGAAAUGAAUUAAAUGAUACAGUUUAUCCCACCUACCAGGACAUUGCCUCUGAUGUACAAAACAGAAUGAGUCAGUUAGAAAAGGAAUAUGGAGAUCUCUCAACAGCCAUAACAAAACAUGGAGAGGACUGGCACAGAGAAAUUGACAAACUUGUCAAGAAACUUAAAGCUGAAGUUGAUGAGAUGAAAAACACACAGUUACAAACUCUACAGAAACAUCUGGAUGAAAUUAACAAGACAAUGUCUGACAUCAAGGAUGAAAUCAAUUCAACUGAAACUGCAAUAGACACCAAUGACAUGUCUAAACUGUUUAGUGUAACAUCCAAAGUACACAUAUACAAAAAUCUUCCACAUAAGAUUGUGCCAUCUUUACCCAAAUUCAUUUCAGGAAAAAUUCAAGGAGAAGAACUAAGUAAAAUGUUUGGAACCUUAUCAUCAAGUUCUUUGACUUCAGAUAAACAUGGCUACAGCAUGAAGACAACACAGAAACCACCAGAAGCUGGAUCCUCUCCUCCAGUCAAACAACUGCUUGAUGAACCAGAGACUGUCACCAUCAUAGACACUGGGUAUGAAUACCUUUUCCAUGUAGCCUGUCUGAGUGAUGAAGAAAUCUGGACAAGUGGAGGUGACAGCAUGAUGAAACUCUUCAGCAUCAAUCAGGGAUCACUACUCAAGUCAAUCACAACCAAGUCAGGGAACAUGCCAUUUGACAUAGCAGUGACAAAAAGUGGAGAUCUAGUUUAUACUGAUUACAAUGAUAGAACUGUGAACAUUGUGAAGAAUGAGAAGAUAGAGGAGGUGAUCAGACUACAGAACUGGAGACCUCGUGGUGUCUGUAAUACCUCCUCUGGUGACCUCCUGGUUAUCAUGUACAGUGAUGAUUACAAACAAACAAAAGUUGUCUGUUACUCUGGCUCCACAGAGAAACAAACCAUUCAGCUUGAUGAUAAAGGUAAAUAUAAAGGUAAACCUCUCUAUUCAUCUGGUCAUUACAACAGAUACAUAACUGAGAACAGGAACCUGGAUAUCUGUGUGUCUGACAAUAGAGCUAAAGCAGUAGUGGUGGUCAAUCAGGCCGGGAAACUGAGAUUCAGGUACACUGGACAUACUCCUGAUCCAAAGAACAAACCAUUUUAUCCAGUAGGAAUCACCACAGACAGUCAGAGUCACAUCCUUACAGCUGAUUCUUACAAUGACUGUGUCCACAUCAUAUACCAGGAUGGACAUUUCCUCCGUUACAUAGACUGUGGACUGAGUGAACCCCAGGGACUGUGUAUAGAUACAAAUGACAAUCUGUUUGUUGCUCAAUUCAAGAACAAAAAAGUGAAGGAAAUCAAAUAUCUGCAGUGAAAUGCAUCACUAUGUUGUAUUCUAUAUAAUUUUAAAAAAAAAGAGG